CUCUCUCUCUCACUCUCUCGUAUGGAAUCUCACCUCUUCUAGAUUCUCGCGCCCUCUUGCUCUCGAAUUUCGGGCGGUUUAGGAUGGAUUCGGAAUCUUCGGUUCCAUCGAGUUCACCUUCAGUGAAAGCUCUUGAGGAACAACCUCCUGCUGCCUCAGAUUCAGGAUCAGAUAAUAGUUCUCGGGAGGCGCCAUCCAAGCUGAGUACAUCUGGCUUGACUUCAUGGGCCAAAAAUCUGAAAAUUCCUCAGCCAAUGGCACCAUCACAAGACUCUCCGACUGGUUCUGGACAGUCGAGUUUUGCUCGCUUUACAAGUGGAUUAGGACUGCGCUUGUCUCCAAAAGCUCCGGUGGAAGAUGAUGAUCCCAGUGGGAGCUCAAAAGCUAUGCAACCUGGUAUAUUUGAUACUAUUACAAAGGGGAUAGUCGACUCUUCUAAGAGUGCUGUGAAAGCUGUUCAAGUUAAGGCCCGACAUGUUGUCUCUCAAAACAAACGCAGAUACCAGGAGGGAGGAUUUGAUUUGGAUAUGACAUAUAUCACCGAGAACAUUAUUGCUAUGGGAUUCCCAGCUGGUGAUAUGAGCUCUGGCUUUUUUGGAUAUGUUGAGGGGUUCUACAGAAACCACAUGGAAGAAGUGAUUAAGUUUUUCGAAACUCAUCAUAAGGGGAAGUACAAAGUAUACAACCUGUGUUCAGAAAGGCUAUAUGAUGCAUCAUUAUUUGAAGGAAAGGUGGCUAGUUUCCCAUUCGAUGAUCAUAAUUGCCCACCAAUUCAUCUGAUAUCAUUAUUUUGUCGAAGUGCUUAUUCGUGGCUGAAAGAGGACAUUGAGAAUGUAGUAGUUGUGCACUGUAAGGCUGGGAUGGCAAGGACAGGAUUGAUGAUAUCCAGUCUUCUCCUCUACUUAAAGUUCUUUCCUACUGCAGAGGAGUCUAUUGACUACUACAACCAGAAGAGAUGUUUUGAUGGAAAGGGGCUUGUUCUGCCAAGUCAGAUUAGGUACGUCAAAUAUUUCGAACGUAUCUUAACAUACUUCAACGGUGAAACCCCCCCUGGGCGCAGGUGCAUGCUUAGGGGUUUUCGGCUUCACAGGUGCCCAUACUGGGUCAGGCCCACCAUUACUGUCUCUGAUCAUAACGGUGUUCUAUUCUCCACAAAAGAUCAUCCAAGAACCAAGGGUCUUUCGCCUGAAGAUUUUUGGUUUAGUGCUCCAAAGAAGGGGGUAAUGGUCUUUGCUCUGCCAGGGGAACUUGGUUUGACCGAGUUAGUUGGUGACUUCAAAAUCCACUUUCAUGAUCGUCAAGGAGAUUUUUACUGCUGGUUGAACACAACGAUGACAGAAAAUAGAAAAACUUUAACCACCAAUGAUCUGGAUGGAUUUGACAAGAGGAAACUGCCUUCCCCUGGAUUUCAGCUUGAGGUGGUUUUAGUUGAUUAUAAUGGCAAUGUUCCUGCAACACCUACACCUAACACUGACACUACUGCAAAGAAACCGGAUGAAAGCUCAGGUACCAAACCUCCAUCAGACGACUCAGCUGCAGCUACAGCUGAUCCACCAUCCCAUCAUGCAAAUCCGGAAAGCCAAGAUAAGGAUGAUGUGUUUUCAGACAACGAGCUGGACGAGACUGGCUCUUCAAAAGUUCAGCGAGCAGAAGGAACUUCUCCAGCUGGUGGAACUGUUGCCAGUACGACUUUCAGUUCCUCAUCUACUACAAAAUCAGAUCAAGUUGCAAGCUUAAUGCAAGCAACAAAACAAGUUUCUAUUGGAAGCACGGAUUCUAAACAGGUGCCUGCUGCUAGUGAUGACCCUAAAAGUGCUGCAGUUGUUGGAAAUGUCCCGGGCCUUGAAACUCAAAAUCCGGAAAGUGAAUUUAAGGCAAUGGCCGCUGAUGCCUCCGUCUUCACAUUUGGAGACGAAGAGGACUAUGAAAGUGAGUGAAAGAUUGAUUUGACACCACACUGCCUCGGAGUUGAACAAUCUGUACAUAACAUGGUUUCGAAGCUUUUAAGUCCCACCAGUUGCUGAAAGUUGGUCACGUUCAAAGUUCAAUCGAUUGGAUCCAUUUGUAAUUGAAGUAGGGUUCUGGUUGGAUUGAUGGCAAGAAGGUACUUGAACGUGCGAAUAAUUAAAUCAAACUGUGUUGGGGUAUUGUUCGAAUUCGUUUCAUUUGUUGUAAAAAGAGAAUAAAAAGGAAACCUGUACUUUCUUUCUGGGCUUCUAUAUCCCUGUUAGGAAUGUAUGUGAUCGUCUUCAAGCUGUAAACAGUUUCAUUUGAGUUCAUACUGGAUUAUAAGUUUAUCUUUGGAU
This is a messenger RNA of Fragaria vesca subsp. vesca, 2306 nucleotides long. Its product is annotated as cyclin-G-associated kinase-like. Gene Ontology annotation, biological process: dephosphorylation. The coding region runs from base 84 to 1937 and encodes 617 amino acids. Gene Ontology annotation, cellular component: cytosol. Lineage: Eukaryota; Viridiplantae; Streptophyta; Magnoliopsida; Rosales; Rosaceae. The record is from RefSeq and is a predicted model, not a curated record. The transcript is spliced from 13 exons. Gene Ontology annotation, molecular function: phosphatidylinositol-3,4,5-trisphosphate 3-phosphatase activity.